AUCAGGAAACCAUUGUAUUUGUAUUAAUCGCCUCGGCCUGUUAUAAGCUAUAUACCUACUGCGGUGCGUCGUGGAAAGCCAUCUUGAUUAUAACUUUGACUUUCCUGCAGGCUUUCCGUUCUACUCUAUACAUGUCCUUGCAGUUAACUUCCUCUUCAUCUCCAAAUUCACAAUCAGAACCUUCGUUUUGUACUCCAGCUAAACCGAAACGGAGCCCCAAUCGUGCAGCAUCGCUGCGCCUUUGCAACGCGAAGACCAUCGACGUCCCUAUUCCUCCCUCUCUCCUUCAAUCGCCGUAUCUCAAUUCACCCAUGAGCCCAUUCCAAAAAGCGAACUCUGCCCCCUGCACUCCAAGCCGGGAGGACGAACAAUGGUUACGAGACACCAUUCCGCUUUCCAAUCACUCAACUCCUUUGGGUCGGUCUGCUUCCACCAAAGAAAAUGUUCAGCGUCAGACUUGCAGCUCCCCGAAGUGCAGUGACAUUGACACUACGGAGAGAGGUGAAGUAAUUGAUAAGACCGCCAGAAAUCGGAAAGGGCCAUAUUCGCCUCCACUAGUGCGAUUGGGAACACGCCAACUUGGUCAAGAUAAAGUACAAACACCCUCUCUGCACCUUCCCCGUGCGGGAGAGCAAGAGUACUUCCUCCUCUCCCACGCAGGGAGGUAGAAGGUGUUUUAUACAAUCCUUUCAAGACUCCGAAUGUCUGGUACAUAAUAUGUUUGAUACCUUCCCAUUACUAUGACCUUCUGCAAGUUAUGCGGGCAUAAUUCAACACGCUGGACGAAGUUUUCCAUUUAUGUACAUAGCGUGGGGUGAAUAUACAUAAGCCCACCAACACUAGACUCGAGCCAGUAGCUUCGGGUGUUGACACUUUGGAAACUGGCGCCCGAAGUCAAGAAGGUGAUUCCGCAUCUCACUUCUC
Lentinula edodes (shiitake mushroom) is the source of this 924-nucleotide messenger RNA. RefSeq lists its product as uncharacterized. The record is from RefSeq and is a predicted model, not a curated record. NCBI's taxonomy places the organism in Eukaryota, Fungi, Basidiomycota, Agaricomycetes, Agaricales, Omphalotaceae. The transcript has 2 exons. The coding region runs from base 132 to 668 and encodes 178 amino acids.